AAAAGAAAAAUCAAUCGAUAUCAAAUUUAACUCAUGUUUUUUUUCCGCUGCCCCUCCAGAUAUUCAUCUUCGAUCAAUGAACGUUAGAUUGAUGAACGUUAUAAUUGAUUGUAACAAUAGGUAAAAUUGACAAUUAUUGCAACCAUUAAAACAAUAUUUUUGCUCACUUAAAAGAUCCCUGAAGUUUAAUGUAACAGUUUGGUUACACUUUUAACAGAUCCAUAUGUGUAGGGUCUUUCAUGAACAUUUAUGAAAUAAUUAUAUACGUUUUUGUUCUUGCUUUUUUCAAAGAAAUUUUUUAGUCAAAGAACGUGUUGCGAGAUUGUAAAGUAUUAGGAGAGGCAGAUAAAAGCGAUCUAAAAAUACAGGUGGACUGUGAAUUGUGGGGAACCAGCCAAACUAUCCUGACCAUUUAAUUUUGACCAUUUAAUCUUGGCCGUUGUAUGCUGUGCGCCUCUUUCAAUACAGCCUCGCAAAAAAGAUCAACUCGACUUCGACUGUUUCAGGUGACGCCUAUACCUCUACAGAUCAGUGUAUGACCCAAAAUCAUGACUCGCGUGUAUUGGAUCCGAACCAUCGUCCUCUUCUGCUGUAUCGGGGUGUUAAUGAUACUCACCACUCAGAUUCGGAGUGUCUGGUACUUCAGCCAGGACGAGGAAAGCUCUGAAGUCAUAGACUUACAAAAGACUAAAAGUAGGGUGAAAGUACCAAUCAGCAAUGUAGAAAUUGAAGACUUUGGUACAGGGCCGCUACAAAACUUCCGGCAGGUCGCACAUGCGUACAACCUGGCAGAUCUCAACGUGGACAACAUGACAGACGAGGAACUGCGCAUGACCAUACACGCGUACCCAGACAACGUUGACGUCGUGUGCCGAAGGAAACUCCGAAUGGGUAAAAUUGGAGACGGCGGCUGGGAGGUGUGUGACGACCCUGACGUCAGACCCACAAUGCCCUGCGUCGUCUAUUCCUAUGGUAUCCACUACGACUUUUCUUUUGAUGAUGACGUGGCCAAACUUUACGGGUGUCACGUGUACUCAUUCGACCCCAGCAUGGAUAAAGUAGAAGACCGUUAUAACAGAUCUGAUAAGGUCCAUUUCUACAAGAUCGGCCUGGACGGGGAGACGUAUGUCAACACGAGAAACUGGAGCCUCUACACCCACGGGGACAUCAAGAAGAUGCUGGAACAUCAGAACACCAACAUCGACGCCAUCAAAAUGGACAUUGAGAAAUCCGAGUGGGGCGCCCUGCCUGAGAUGCUCGCUUCCGGUCAGCUGAAGAAUGUUCGCCAGCUCCUAGUGGAGUUCCAUGUGAAGGACACUGACCGGGAUUAUCUGCUGCCCAGGGUCAAGCUUAUGCAGGGUUUGGAGAGGGCGGGGAUGAGGAAGUUUUACGUCCAUAAAAAUUUUUACUGUUCCGGGGAGGUGGAGGGAUUCCCUGUUAUUAGAACCCGGUGUUAUGAGGUUCAUUAUAUGAGGCGCUGAUUGGGUGGAAUGCAUGAGGCGCUGUUUGGGUAAUAUAUAUGCGAUGAUGAUCGGAUAGAUUCAGUGGCGUAGCGAGGUCGGGUGUCACCCGGUGCGGCACUUAAUGGUGUCACCCCCCC
Molecule: messenger RNA, 1600 nt
Organism: Physella acuta
Lineage: Eukaryota; Metazoa; Mollusca; Gastropoda; Physidae
Source: RefSeq, a predicted model, not a curated record